Molecule: messenger RNA, 2307 nt
Organism: Pyricularia pennisetigena
Lineage: Eukaryota; Fungi; Ascomycota; Sordariomycetes; Magnaporthales; Pyriculariaceae
Exons: 12
Coding region: 1-2307 (768 amino acids)
Molecular function (GO): polygalacturonase activity
Source: RefSeq, a predicted model, not a curated record
AUGCGUCUGCUCAAUACAUCUUCGCUGCUACUGGCAGUGCUCAUGUGGGUAGGAGUGAGCGCCUACUGGCUCGGUGAUCUUCCAAAUCAGGGUGUUGCCCCAUUUGCUGGGGCAGGCUACACUGUCCGAAGAAAUGUUCGCGAUUAUGGAGCUCGAGGUGAUGGAGUUACGGAUGACACCGCUGCAAUUAACGCAGCCCUCCAAGCUGGGAACAGGUGCAAUCGAGGAUGUGCUUCCACAACGACCACACCGGCACUCGUCUACUUCCCGGCAGGCACUUACUUGAUCUCCACAUCACUUUUGCCUCCUUACUUCACCAUGAUGAUUGGCGAUGCCUCCAACCCUCCUACGCUGAAGGCAACUUCGAACUUCCAAGGGUUUGGGCUCAUCGAUGCAAACCCAUACUAUACCGGAGACUUGAACUGGAUAUCAGUCAACAACUUCUACAAGCAAAUCCGUAACUUUGUGAUCGACACGACAAACAUCCCACCCCAGACUGCAGCUACUGGAAUUCACUGGCCUACCUCACAAGCAACUAGCAUGCAGAACAUUGAAUUCCGCAUGCCAACAACCCCUGGUGUUGUCCACGUAGGACUCUUUAUCGAGUCCGGUUCUGGCGGUUUCUUGAGUGACUUGACCUUCAUUGGAGGUGCUACAGGUGCCAGCAUGGGCAACCAGCAGUACACCAUGAGGAAUCUGAUUUUCAGGAACUGCGAUAUUGCAAUCAUUCACCUUUGGAACUGGGGCUGGACCUAUUUUGGGCUACAAAUAGAGAAUGCAAGGAUCGGCAUUGACAUGUCUUCAUUGUCGAACACCAGCUCUCAAAACGUUGGGUCUUUGACUCUAAUCGACAGCACCAUGACAAACGUUGCGACUGGGAUCAAAACCGCAUUUUCUGCAGACUCUCAACCACGAACAGCUGGCAGCGUAAUCCUCGAGAAUGUCCAGCUCAACAACGUGCCGGUCGCCGUCACUGCCGCUCAGGGUACCGUUCUCACUGGCUCAAGCGGGUCGACCACGAUCACCGGAUGGGGCCAAGGCCACCGCUAUGUUCCCAAUGGACCUGACAGAUGGCAGGGUGCCAUCACCCCAGUCCCUCGGCCGGCUUCAAUGCUUUCCGGAUCUAGAUGGUACACCAAGGCGAAGCCCCAGUACGAGACUCUCCCGGCAUCGUCGUUCAUCACCGCCCGCUCGGUUGGUGCCAGAGGUGACGGGAGUACCGACGACACCAAUGCUCUGCAGAAUGCCAUCAACACCGCUCAGCAGCAGGGCCGUAUUCUGUGGAUCGAUCAUGGAAUUUACCGGGUGACUGGCACCAUCACAAUCCCAGCCGGCUCAAAGAUUGUUGGUGAGAGUUUCCCUGUGAUUAUGAGCUCGGGAUCGUUCUUCGCCGACAUGAACAACCCGCGACCUGUGGUUCGCAUCGGUGCAACGAGCGGAACCGUGGGGCGUGUUGAGCUUUCCGACUUUAUGGUGUCCACGCAGGGCGCCCAGGCUGGAGCCACUCUGAUCGAAUGGAACUUGGCCUCGACCGGAGAGCCCAGUGGCAUGUGGGAUGUGCACACUCGCGUUGGCGGCUUCACUGGUAGCAACCUCCAGGUCGCCCAAUGCCUCAAGACGCCAAGCUCGUCGGCCGUCAACCCCAACUGUAUCGCGGCUUACAUGGGCAUGCAUGUUACCAAGGGCGCCAGUGGCUUAUACAUGGAGAAUGUCUGGAUUUGGACUGCCGACCACGACAUCGACGACCAAAAUCUCACACAGACCACCAUCUAUGCCGGUCGUGGUUUGCUCAUUGAGAGCACCGCAGGAAACAUCUGGCUGAUGGGUACAGCUUCCGAACACUUUGUGCUCUACCAGUACCAGUUCUUAAACACCCAGAACAUCGUAGGCGCACAGUUCCAGACCGAGACUCCAUACUACCAGCCGAUGCCCCAGGCCACGACCCCCUUCCCACCGGUGUCUGCAAUCAGUGACCCCGACUUUGCCGUCUCGUGCCGCGGCAUCGCCGGAAACUGCGCCAACGCUUGGGGUGUUCGUUACAUCGGCUCUCGGGACAUUGCCGUCUACGGGUCCGGGCAGUAUUCGUUCUUCAACAAUUACAGCACAACAUGCUCCACUGUCGCGGCCGGCGAGGACUGUCAGUCGAGGAUCGUGGAAUUGCAGGGCUCGCUGUCUAACAUCAACAUUUACAACCUCAACACCAUUGGCUCUUUGAGUAUGAUUGACAGGGAUGGGACUUCAUUGGCUAGGUGGUCGGACAACAUCAACGUCUUCCCGCAGACGAUUGCAAUGUUUAAAGCCAAUUGA